Molecule: messenger RNA, 1403 nt
Organism: Annulohypoxylon truncatum
Lineage: Eukaryota; Fungi; Ascomycota; Sordariomycetes; Xylariales; Hypoxylaceae
Product: cobW-domain-containing protein
Exons: 1
Coding region: 138-1256 (372 amino acids)
Cellular component (GO): cytoplasm
Source: RefSeq, a predicted model, not a curated record
GGGAAACUAUGCUAUUAAUAAAAUAGGUGUGCAAGUGACCUGAGUGACGUAUCCCCAGGACCCCUCGUACCCCACGAUGCUCUAAGGAGGUAUUUAUUUUUAUUUUCUUCUUUUAUUCAUGCAAAUUACGCGCGAGAAUGGCCCCGAUACCUAUAACCAUCCUGACCGGCUUCUUGGGCUCCGGAAAAACGACAUUGCUACUGAACAUCAUUCCACAACUUCGCACCACUAAUCCUUCCUAUCGUCUGGCUCUGCUAAAGAAUGAAUUCGGCGACGUAGCCAUCGACUCGCAGCUCGCCUCGUCCAGCGCCGUCUCCGGCGUCCAAGAGCUCCUCAACGGCUGCAUAUGCUGCAACCUCGUCGGCCAGCUGAGCACUGCUCUCGCCGAGCUGCGUUCCAGCGUUAACCCCGAUCGCAUCGUCAUCGAGACUUCUGGCUCUGCCUUCCCUGCUACUUUGGCUAUCGAAGUCAACCGACUGGCUCGCGACACCGGCCACUACACCCUCGACGGCGUCGUCAGUGUCAUCGACGUCGAGAACUGGAAGGGGUAUGAGGAUACUAGUUACACCGCUCGCAUACAAGCCAGAUACACGGACCUGAUCGUCUUCAGCAAAUGGGAAAACUGCGACGAGCGCAGAUUCGACGACUGUCUUGACCGAGUCGGAGAUCUCGAAGUCGACGUCGCUUGGGUGAAGAGCGAUAAGGGACGAAUCCCUGUCGACGUUAUAUUCGGUAUCGAUGGCGGAUUGGCGAGGGCGUUAAGUGAACAACCCAAUAUAAAUAACAACAGUGACGCUCAUGCUCACGACCAUGAUCAUGACCAUAACCACGAUCACCAAAGCGAGGUCGAAGUUCUCUCAAUCGCCCUCUCCGGGGAGCCAGGUGCCGUCACCGAUGCGACAAAAUUGAUGUCUUUGUUGAAUGCUGCACCUAAAGACGAGGUCUAUCGGAUCAAGUCCGUAUUAACAACAUCACCAACGGUCCGGAGCUCCGGAGAAGAUGAAGCACCAGCACCGACAACGCCGUCUAGCCGUCCAGGCAGGUAUAUACUGAAUUGGGCAUUCGGAAGAUGGACAUUCACUCCCCUCGACCCGGAAACGGCCGAGCACAGCUCAAGUCGCCGGACUGCGCUUCGUAUGACAAUGAUCUUGGCGAGGUAUGAGAGUGGAAAAUGGAAAAAGAAAUUAGAGACAGGUGGGUUCCUAAAGCUCGAAGGUGGCGCGCAGGGGGAAUUAGUCGUUACCAAGAUUUCCUAAAUGUCUCCUCCCACGAUAGGCAACUUGGAAUGGAUGAGCGUAUAACUUCUCUUUUCACUCUGGCUAUUCUCAUCAGCUUGAAUAUUCAGCCGCGAGACAUAUAAAUCCCAGGUACUGACUCAUCACGUCGGCCUACCCGAUGAUUGG